GAGCCAGAUCCUUAGACGCUAGACCCCUACAGUAAAAUAGAGGGAAGUCCAAAAUGUAAAGGCAUUGUUAUCCUUGCGCGCUUGCACCCUGGUGGAGACAGAGUGACAGAUUUAUUUCAUUACCCCGUCUCGAGUGACCUUGGCUGGGGCUUAAACUCUGUGCGCCCCUCCAGUUUCACUAUUCAGAGCUGCACUCUCCAAGUCGCAGCAGCAGCAAAGGCAUUUUGGGGACCCAAAGGGCUGUCAACAUGAGCCCAAACACAAAGACCGCUGCGUUGCUAUGAGGAGAGGGAUUGUUUCUGAAAGUCAUAUUUUCCCAGUCCCAAUGAGAACCAUGAGCACUGUGGAGGAGGAGCCGGACCACAUGAUACCAUGAAGAGAAGCCUGCAGGUCCUGCGCCGCCAGCUGCUGAGUGUCCUAGUGAUCCUGGCUGUGCCAGUGGACCUGGUGUCUUCUACCCAGGAGCUGUACCCCAGCCGGACCCCCCAGGACCCUGUCUCCAUGGCAGCACCCCACAGCAGCCCCCUUAACCCGCUCUCGGCCCUGGCCCCCCCAGACUGGCAGCAGGAGGGCUCCAGCAGCGGGGACUCUUGGUCCCCACAGGGAGGGGCAAUGCCCACGGGCAUCAUCCAGCCCACCGCAUCCCACAGCUCUUGGGGCUGGCAUCUAAACCACAACACCAGCCUGGGACACAUUGUCACACCACCCAGUAGAGACAGCCUCAUUCAAGCUGCAGCUACUGUCAGUCCUAACACUGUGAGCUCUGUGGGAGUUAACCAAGACCCUGGCCUUAGCUCUGCCAGCCCCAGCCCAGUCAAGCAGGCCCACUCCCCCAGCUCUAGUGCUCUCAACCAAGGCCACAGCUCCAGCUCUCUCAGUGCAGAACAGGGCCUUAUGCCCAACUCGUUCAGUGUAAAUAAAGCCCGUAGCCCAGAUACUGUCAGUGUUAACCAGGGCAACAGCCCUCCUAGCCCUACCAACUCUGGUGGCCCGCAUAGUGAGGUGGCUCCAGACUCUGGGUCUGCCCUGGCUCCUCCUGUGCCCAGCCCACUCACAGAGAGAGGGCAUACUCUUGACCCGGAGCUUGGUGGUCUCCCGUCCCCCACACACACGGAUGCUCCCCUGGUGGGGAAUGACGAGGAGGCCACAGACCCCAGUCAGCAGGACUUCACCACUGAGCUGCAGCCUUCCUCCCUCUCCUCCUCCUCCUCUUCCUCAGUGGAUGCUGCAUUAGAUCAGACCCUCAGGGAGCAUGUUGAAGCCACGCCCGAGCUGUCCCGACCCCACGCCAUCACCCUACGGGAGGUGCACCCCAUGGUCAACGAAAGGCCCACCAGGGAGCUCAAAACAGAGGGGCCUACCUCUCCAAAAGAAAGCCCACCAGACAAGCCCCCCUCCCCGGCCCCCACCUCUCAAUCUCCCCCCUCCCUGACCCAUGCCAGUCUGGCCCCAAAGUCCAGCCCUGUCUCCACCAAUGGUACCAUAACCAAUGACACCACAGCCCAGGAGACUGGCAGCGGCGGGGGACCCCCUCUCCCCCCUCAGGGUACAACAACAGACGAUGCCCCCCAUGGCCCACAAAGCCCACUUGGGAAUGGCACUUUUCAUAACGGCAGUGUGGAGGGCAGCCCUAGCAAGAACCCCUCCUCCCAGUGGAACAGCUCGUCCCCUACGGAGCCGCCCUCCACGGCCAGUGGGAACUUUCUGAACCGCCUGGUUCCCGCCACCACCAGGGACCCCUGGGGUCCAGGCAACGGCUCUGGCCCCGCUAUGGACUCGCCGCUGUCCCGCGCCACCAUCUGCCUGAGCAAGAUGGACAUCAUGUGGAUCGUGUUGGCUAUCAGUGUGCCUGUGACCUCAUGCUCUGUCCUGCUGACUGUGUGCUGUAUGAGGAGGAAGAAGAAGUCUUCAAGCCAGGAGAACAACCUGAGCUACUGGAACAAUGCCAUCACCAUGGACUACUUCAACAGGCACGCGGUGGAGCUGCCUCGUGAGAUCACGUCCCUAGACAACGCUGAGGAGACGUUCCUACCUCCUAAUGGAGACUACAGCGACAGCGGGGUGGUGCUGGUUAACCCUUUCUGCCAGGAGACCCUGUUCAUCAACAGAGAGAAGGCCUGUGACAUCUAGAGCGGACAGAUGCUGGUCUGGUGGCCAUGUCCUGAUACCACCAGUACAAGACUGUCAAAAAUAAAAGUCUGACUUUCAAAAUAAAUGUCCCCCUGCCCUUUUCUCCCUUUCGUUGUCAUUUUUAUACAUGUGGUUAACUUCAGAGACACCCACUUUAUACUGUAUAUUAUGAAUACAUAAACGAGACUAAGAGAAGAGCUAAAAACAGAAACUAUUUACUAUGAGGGUUUGCCUGCAUAUUUUUCUGAUGUACAUUUUCUACAAAAGCUUAAUUGUGAUAAUGGUUUUUAUGUCUUUAUAAUCUAUGGAGUAUGUGUGAUUUGCGUUAUGUUACAGUGGCUUGAUGGUGAGAGCAUUGUGGACAUGGCCACUUGAAUUCUGCUUUAGAGAAAAUACAUUAUGUAAGAACGUUAUGUUUCAUUUUCUUAAAAAUCAAACCCAAAAUACUUACUGAAAAGCCUGUUGAACUUGAAUUCUGCACCUACGUACUUGAGGGGAUACGGUGGUUUAGGGCAAGGUUUGUGAGGCCAGGUUUUAGUAGAGAGUGCCCAAAGGGUAUAGGGUUGUAUCUGAAUAGACCAAAUGGACUUUCUCCCUCGCGUGUCACCAGCCUCUCUGUUGAGGGACCACGUACAUGUCUUAACUCCCUUUGUCAAGCUGUCUGUGUGUGUGUGUGUGUGUGUGUGUGUGUGUGUGUGUGUGUGUGUGUGUGUGUGUGUGUGUGUGUGUGUG
Salvelinus sp. IW2-2015 is the source of this 2862-nucleotide messenger RNA. Its product is annotated as transmembrane protein 108. The record is from RefSeq and is a predicted model, not a curated record. Gene Ontology annotation, biological process: retrograde axonal transport; dendrite extension; postsynaptic density organization. Lineage: Eukaryota; Metazoa; Chordata; Actinopteri; Salmoniformes; Salmonidae. Gene Ontology annotation, cellular component: endosome membrane; early endosome; postsynaptic density.